AAACUAAAAUGAAACCCUAAUCAAUAGAAAGAGUUUCCUUCCUUCACCGAGAAAAAACGGCGCGGCGCUACACUCACAGCUGGGCAGCCAUGUUGAUCUCCUUUUGUAGAUCUGAUAUGCGGCGAUUUAGACAUCGGAUCGAUGAACGACGCAUGUGAGUUCUGUUUCUCUGAUCAACAAGCGCAUUAACUGACUCCAUAUCAAAAUAAUGGACGAUGAUACGAUUAGCAGCUUACCGGACGCGAUCCUGUGCCGCAUACUCUCUUUUCUCCCAACCAAACAAGCCGUUGCAACCAGCGUUCUCUCCAAGCGGUGGAUCCCACUAUGGCGUUCAGUCUCUACUCUCGACUUUGAUGACACCUGCUACGUCAGCAUCGACGACUUUACUGGCGACUACUUCCACACAAGCAGAGCCUCUUAUUCUCGCUUUCUUCAGUGCGUGUAUGCUGCCCUGCUCUAUCGAGAUCUCCGGCAACCCAUCCAUACAUUCCGCCUUCACUGCGCUUCUUUUGAUUAUUACGAUCCUACCAAUGUAACCAUAUGGGUUAAUGCUGCAGUCCAGCGCAGAGUUCAGCAUCUCGAUAUCUCCUUAGGCUUUCGUCCGUGUGAUAUUAACAGACGACCCACCAACUUGUCUUCCAUCUUCACUUGCACCACUCUUGUGGUUCUCAAGUUGCGCCAGAUGGAUUUCAUUCCGUUUUCGUCGGAUGUUCAUUUGCCCUCACUCAAAGUCCUGCAUCUACAAGAUUUGAUUUUCUUAGAACGCGAAUCUCUCGCAAAGCUUCUUUCUGGAUCUCCAAAUCUCCAGGAUUUCAAGGCAAGGGGAUUGCGUUUUGAUAAUUAUAACACUGAUAGAGAGUUUAAAACCUUACCCAAGUUGCUCAGAGCAGAUAUUUCAGCCACUCAGACUUGUUUUUUGUUCACAGAAGUCGUUAACAAUGUCCAGUUUUUGCACUUAGACAAGAUUCCUUCUAGACUCUUACUCGAGCCUCAAUGGAUUGACUUGGACUACAGCUACAUUUUCCCCAUGUUUCACAAUUUAACACAUGUUGAGCUUGUCUAUCAACCCUAUAAUUCUGAUUGGUCUCAGGUAGUGGAAUUCCUCCAUCAUUGCCCUAAGCUUCAAGUUCUCCUCAUAAACCAGCCAAAUUUUCAUAGCUUUGACUCUGAGCAAAUUGGAAAAAUAGGAGAUUGGCAAUUCCCAUCAACCAUUCCUGAAUGCAUUCUAUUACACCUUAGAAGAUGCUAUCUAAAUGAUUAUAGAGGCACCAAACCGGAGUUUCAAUUUGCAAAAUAUAUUAUGCAGAAAGCAAGAUUUUUAAAGAGCAUGGCCAUAUCCACUGGCAUUGCCAAAAAUCUAAAGUCUAAGAUGUUGAAAGAAUUAUCCUCAUGCAAGAGGCACUCCGCAACUUGUAGACUUUCCUUUAAAUGAUAGGAAACAAGAUUUGGUAGCUGCAAGUAUUCAAGAGGCACUCUGCAACUUUUAGACUUUCCUUUCAUUUCUGAUGAAUAAUUGCAAAUUUAAGAUAUAGUGCUCUAGUGUAAGGCAAUUGUAUGUUAAAUUCUUAUCUUAUGUUAACCUCCAUGAUACGAAAGUGUAAACCCUCUCUCAGACAGGUGCUGUCACUCACAUAAUCAAACAUUUAGUUGUUUGUUAAAAAUUAA
This is a messenger RNA of Lotus japonicus, 1665 nucleotides long. Its product is annotated as F-box/FBD/LRR-repeat protein At3g52680-like. Gene Ontology annotation, molecular function: protein binding. The record is from RefSeq and is a predicted model, not a curated record. NCBI's taxonomy places the organism in Eukaryota, Viridiplantae, Streptophyta, Magnoliopsida, Fabales, Fabaceae. Bases 209 to 1432 code for a protein of 407 amino acids. The transcript has 3 exons.